GUUUGUGAGGUGUUACUCCUGCUGGUGGUGCUAUGGAGGCAGGAGGAGGUAGAGGGCGGGGCCGAGGGAGAGGUGUGACGGGGAAUGAUGGGGUUGAGAGAGCUGUUCUGAGGCGGCCACAUGUACAUCCUGAGGGCCCUGGGGUCCUCCAGCCGCAGUCUGGGGCCCUACAGUCUCAGUCUGGGGCCCUACAGUCUCAGUCUGUGGUCCUCCAGGCUCAGUCUGGGGUCAUCUCGCCGCAGUCUGCGGUCAUUUUGCCUCAGUCUGUGGUUCUGUCGACUCAGUCUGGGACCCUCCCUCCUCAGUCUGUGGUCCUCUCGACUCAAUCUGGGACCCUCCCUCCUCAGCCUGGGGUUCUCUCGCCUCAGUCUGGGGUCUUGUCACAGUCUGGAAUAAUCCUCCACCAACCUGGGUUCCCCCCACCUCAGCCUGGUCUUAAUUCUCAUCAACCUGGGGUCUUACCCCCACAACCUGGGGUCUUACCCCCACAACCUGGGGUCUUACCCCCACAGCCUGGAGUAUUGCCCCCACAGCCUGGGGUAUUGGCCCCACAACCUGGGGUCUUCUCUCCUCAACCUGGGGUCUUCCCACCUCAGCCUGGGGUCUUUCCUCAGCAAAAACAAAAUUCCACCAUAGUAACAGGAGGUGGCAAUCGUAAUUGGUGCACAUCUAGUAUGCAACCUCAAGAAAUAAAAUCCAAGAAAACAUUCUUACUCUCUGCAGAUGCCCCAGAAUUUGUCCCACGAACAUUUAUUCAACCUUCAGCUCAACCACAAAUCCAGAUUUCUAAUCCAGUACAGAGUAUGCAGCAACAUCAUCAGGUGACAAGUCCAGUUGUUCCCCAGCCUCAAAUUCAGUACACAUGCCACCCAGUUGUUGUACAAGUUAACAACUUGGUUGUACAGCUUACUAUAAAACCUAAUAGAUUUGAUCAAAUUGCACGACAAUUAACAACGAUACUCACGUGGCAAGUGAAAGAUGCAUACCUUAUGAAAGAGCUCAUCACAGUAAUAUUUGAGCAGGGUGUAGGUGAGGUGAACUUCAGAUAUAGUGGUGCUAAAUUGUGUCAGCACCUCUCCAAAAAUGUAACACAGUCUUACAAUGGGCCAACCUUUAAGAGUGUCUUACUACAGAGAUGCCAGGAAGAAUUCAAUGUUAAAGAUGUUUACCUGCAUACGGAUCCACCAAGAGUGUGUGGGUUCACACUAUUCCUUGCAGAACUUUUCACCCAGCUAGUUACAUCAAGUGGAGAAACAUUAAAUAUUCUUCAAGGAGCACUGUGUCAACUUCUCAGAGCUCUGCUCUCUCACCCAACAGACUCGAAUCUAAAGUGUGUUGCACAGGUUUUAAAGUUCACAGGUAGUAAUUUGGACAGUAGCAACAGAAAUGAAAUGGACCAGCUAAUGUGUAACUUGAAGGAUGUUGCCAUGACUGCUCCGGUGUCCACUGGAACCCGGUCUCUCCUACUAGCUGUCAUAGAGUUAAGAGCUGCCAACUGGGGUCGUGGUCCACCAUCUCCACCUCACUCUCCUGGUGAUACACCCACUCAUUCCAAUAUUCCUAUGGGAACAGUGUACUAUGGACCAGGUGGAGUGAUCCAGAGAGUUGAGGAUGAGCCAGAAGACUCUGCCAGUGACACAGAUGAUUUUAUUAACUCUGGGUGGUCACCAGCAGUAGAAGAACUAGAAGGCGAUGUGGCCGAGGCAUUCGAAGAGUUUCUCCGACUGCAGCAAUGAGACUGAUGAUCUCUAUGAAGGCUAAAUUCUCAGUUACAAAAAAAGCCUUAUUCUAGAAUUUGAGAUGCUUUAUUUUCAUGGGUAAUACCAGUCCAUGCUGUGUGUAAAGAUCAUGUAUCAAAUUUAGGAAAAUAAUUGUAACUCAACCUUAAUGUGUAUCGGAAUCCUGUUACUGUACUGGUAGGUUGUUGAUGCAGUAUAUCACAAAGCUUUUCUUGUGGUUGAAUCAGUAAGCUUAUUACUUGGAAAACACUCUUUAGAGUCUUCAGGGAGACCAUUGUUCUCAAUAGAACCUAAUCCUUUCCUUUUAUUUCUUAAAUAACAAUUUUAGUUAUACAUAUUUAAAUUGAUGACUAAUGUGAUGAUGAUAUUAGUCAUAGCAUCAUUUUCCACUUGUUGAGUUCAUAAAGUAAUAUUUAAUCUAUUGCAUUUGUAUUUCAUAUUUAUAAAUUAAUCAAUGAGGAACACAAAAUUUGAGGGCAAUUUUGACAUCAAUAAAGAGUUUGUCCAGAUAAUCAAACAGGCUUAUCCUGAUAUUGCUUUCUAUUGGAAAAUAUUUUAUUAGCACUUCUAAUUUCUUGUUACUGUAUUCAUAUAAUUCUGCAGUGUUGUUCGUUAGCGUAUAUUACCUUCAAUAAUUUAUUAUCGUGUAAUUGAGCAAUUACACAGAAUUUUGGUGAAUACUCAACUUCAAUUUGAUUCUCAUUAACCGUAAUAAUUUAUCAGUACUAAUAAACUUAAAUUUACCUACACUCCUGCUCAUUAUCCAUAGUUAUGACAUAAAGGCUUAUUCUUGUUGUAAAUAAGAUUGUUACUGCAAGCCUAUUAAUGGGGUUUGUUAAUAUUUAAAUUUAUUUAAACCCUUUGAUUUUGAUGAUGGUUCUCUCUACUGUAAUGACUCUCUGUAGAGGUUUUGGCUUGCACUUUUGCUAUGGAUAUUUGGUUGGGCUUUAGAUUUCCUGUACGCUGCAAACAUUUGACGGAUAAUUGUUUUCAACAGCUCAGUUUAUCGCUUCAUAACAAUAUUUUCACUGUUAACCUGAGCUGUGAGGAAUUUACGGCUUGCUAGCCUCAACUCUUGGGACACAUGUCUUGUGGGCUUAUGAUGGUUUAUCUUGUAACUAACAUUUCAAGAUACAAGAAAUAUUUGUUUUCCUGUUUAGAA
Molecule: messenger RNA, 2901 nt
Organism: Cherax quadricarinatus
Lineage: Eukaryota; Metazoa; Arthropoda; Malacostraca; Decapoda; Parastacidae
Product: polyadenylate-binding protein-interacting protein 1
Biological process (GO): regulation of translational initiation
Molecular function (GO): protein binding; RNA binding; translation activator activity
Source: RefSeq, a predicted model, not a curated record